Molecule: messenger RNA, 6037 nt
Organism: Talpa occidentalis (Iberian mole)
Lineage: Eukaryota; Metazoa; Chordata; Mammalia; Eulipotyphla; Talpidae
Gene: OTUD3
Product: OTU deubiquitinase 3
Exons: 8
Coding region: 1-1191 (396 amino acids)
Biological process (GO): protein deubiquitination
Molecular function (GO): cysteine-type deubiquitinase activity
Source: RefSeq, a predicted model, not a curated record
AUGUCCCGAAAGCAGGCGGCGAAGAGCCGGCCCGGCAGCGGCCGCGGGAAGGCCGAGACCGAGCGCAAGCGGGACGAGCGGGCGGCUCGUCGGGCCCUGGCCAAGGAGCGGCGGAACCGGCCGGAGUCCGGCGGCGGCUGCGAGGAGGAGUUCGUCAGCUUCGCCAACCAGCUGCAGGCCCUGGGGCUGAAGCUGCGGGAGGUGCCGGGGGACGGCAAUUGCCUGUUCAGAGCUCUUGGGGAUCAGUUGGAGGGACACUCGCGAAAUCAUCUCAAGCACCGACAAGAGACAGUGGACUACAUGAUAAAGCAGCGGGAGGAUUUCGAACCCUUUGUAGAAGAUGACAUUCCUUUUGAGAAACAUGUGGCCAGUUUGGCAAAGUCUGGUACAUUUGCUGGCAAUGAUGCAAUUGUAGCCUUUGCAAGAAAUCAUCAAUUGAAUGUGGUGAUUCAUCAACUUAAUGCCCCUUUGUGGCAGAUUCGUGGCACAGAUAAAAGCAACGUGCGGGAGCUGCACAUCGCGUACCGCUACGGAGAGCACUAUGACAGCGUGCGCAGGGUCAACGACAACUCGGAGGCCCCUGCACACCUCCAGACAGAUUUUCAGAUACUUCAUCAGGAUGAAUCAAAUAAAAGAGAGAAGAUCAAGACAAAGGGCAUAGACUCUGAAGAUGAUCUGAGAGAUGAAGUAGAAGAUGCCGUCCAGAAAGUCUGCAAUGCUACCGGGUGUUCAGAUUUUAAUUUGAUAGUCCAGAACCUGGAAGCUGAAAACUACAAUAUUGAAUCUGCAAUACUUGCCAUGCUGCAGAUGAACCAGGGAAAAAGAAAUACUGCAGAUGAGAACCUUAAGCCCAGUGGCCGAUCGCUGAAGCAUUGUGGCCCUUUAUGGGAGGAAAGUGGCAGUGGCACCAGAAUUUUCGGAAAUCAGGGACUAAAUGAAAGCAGGACAGAAAACAAUAAGUCGCGGGCCAGUCCUGGUGAAGAAAACAAAGCAAAUAAAAACCAGCUGCCGAAGGUCACGAACAAACAGAGGAGAGAGCAGCAGCGGCUGGAGAAGAAGAAGCGGCAGGAGGAGCGGCACCGUCACAAAGCCCUGGAGAGCAGGGGCAGCCACAGGGACAGUCACAGGAGUGAAGCAGAUGUGAACGCGCAGGUCACCUUGGUGAAGACCUUUGCUGCUCUCAACAUCUGACUCUGGCCUUCGGGGAGUUGUAAGAGGCGAAUGGAAAAUGGAGUCUGUGUACCAGGCUUUCCAGGGAGGCUGUCCCUUCACACACCAACAACCCACACGUCCACAUAAACUGGCAACAGAGUUUCCUGCAAACUGCCUCUUUUUGUUCAGAGUUUUGUUAGUGAUGUGCUUUGUUUUAUGAAAGUGCAGAGAAGCAAUUCCUGUUCCAUAAUUAAAAUAUCAGGCUUCAGGGGUUGAUGGUUAGGUCAGGAAAAACCCUUUAAGUGCGGUUUUAUUUGCCCUGAAAAUCAGAGUUCAGUGACUUUGGGAAUCUUUCCUUAACAUUUGGAGUGAGUUUUGCUGUAAUUGUUCAUAAAGUAGUUCAGAAGUCAGAAAUUCAUGAUAACAAAUUUCCUUUUUUUUUCCUUUCACCUUCAAACAGAUACUAGUAUACAGGACAGUUUAUAAAUGAUCUCCAGCUCAGGAACAUGUUUAGAUUUAAUUUUUUUCUAAUCCAAGUUAAUCAGAAAAUAAUUCAGGAAGUUCUUUCCCAAAGUAACACGAUGUGGGGGCUGUGGCCUGUAGUCGGGGUGGAAAUGAGACAAUUGUGUUUCCUUCCUCCUGAUGCGGACGCUGUUGCCUGGGCGCACAGGUGCUGCUGGUCCGUGUGACCAGUGUGCUGACUCUCCAUGGGCGCUGGGCUCUGCCGGAGUGCUGACGGUGCAGGCUUUGGGUACUUGUCUACUACUGGCAGGAAGGUGGCCUGUUCUGCUCCACAUGCAGAUCUGCGCGCUGAUAAUGCGGAAGCAGGAUAUGUUGCUGUAAAGGGAGAAACCAAGGUGUCCCUGAGAUUUUGCCUACGAAGUCUAAAGAGGUACUUUGUCUUGUGGGGAGAGGAUGUCUAGAAGAACAUCGGGGUUUUUCAUGUUGAUAAGUAGCUGUAUUUUCUUUCCAACUAUUCUAGACUUAGAACAAUGCCAUCAGAGAAAUAAAAGAACUUUACCUAUUGCUAAAUUUAGUAUUGUGGAAAUGAAAUCCCAUAAAAUUAUGCAUUUACAUUUUAUUUAAGCCCUGUUUGGGAUUUUGAUGUUGGAAAAGCUCCCCUGCAACCUCCAGAAGUUGUGGAUUUGCCCCAAAGGAGGAGAGCAUCCUUUGGCCGGGGCCUUCAGAUGACUCCCCAGUUAGAGCUGUCCCUCCUAGAGCUGAGCUGGAUGGGCAUGAACUUUGGAACUCUAAUGUGUAAAGUGGCCACUCUUGUCAGGCUUGGCCUUUGGGAACCUAAUAUUUGGGCAAAUAAUAGAUGCUGAAUCAAAAGGUAAAUUCUUAGCUAUCUUCCCAUCCCAUCCCAUUUCAGAACUAUGAAAGUUCUGAGGUGAAGGGAAAACUGCAAGGUAGUUUUCACCUGAUUAUCUAGGCUGGCUCUGGUUUCAUUCAGUUAUCAGUAGGCAGUUUGCUUUCUUCAGUUUCAGUGAUAUAUUUUAAUUUUGUGUUUGUUUGACUCCGGUGACUUUUUUGUGGUUGGAGAAUCAAUAGUCUCUUGGAAGUUGUUCCCAGGACAUUGUGGCUUGGGCUUCUUCCUGGUACAUCACAUUGUAAUAUUUAGCAGAUCUAGAAACUGCACAGCGUUUCUUCUUUGCACACUGGGGAGUCCUGACAGCGCGACUCCUGUCAUCCCUCCUCUGGGAAGGGUCUGGCUGCCUUGCUGUCUCCAAGGGCAUGAGAGCCAGGGCUCGGGAGCCACUACGCUCUUGGUUUUUGACUCUGGGCAGAUUUCCUUACCGUGACUGAGCUUUUCCAAUGAAUAUUCUUCCUUUUCUGUUUUUUUUUUUUUUUUUUUUUUUUACUGUGAAGACAUAAGAUCCUGGCUCUCAGAAAGGUCAGUUUCUUGUGCCAGAACUUCUGUGAUUAAGGAUUAAGGGGGGAGACUUUAACCAAGGCGGGGAGCAGUGGAACUGCUUUACUUGGUUAUGAAGUCGGCCCUGGGCCCUUUUGGGUUUUGGAAGUUUUUGAAGCUGCUGAAAAGUUACUACAGAAUAUUGGGCACAUUUAUUUACAAAUUACCUUUUUCUGAUAACAGGCUUCCCAUUUCUGGGCUAUAAUAACUUUGGCUCUAAAACUCAUGAAAUGGCUUCAGUAAUUUUCUUUUAUUGCCACUUCAGUUUUCCAGUUAUAACUAUUCUGUGCUUAGUAUGUUAAUUACUAGUUAUAGGGUAGAUGUAGCCAGCUUUAGUGAUCUUCUAGCUAAGGGUUUAAAUGUAGCCUUCACUGCCUGAGUCUCCACGCUGCGAGGUAGUUCCUGGGUUCACAGCGGGCAGAGUAGGGGCUGUGUCUCGUCCAUGCUGACCUGUCAGCAGGCGUGCUCCGUGCUGGGAAGUGAGUCUUUCCUCACCUCUGUGCUACAUCUCAUCUGCUGCAAGUUUACGUGACAUGGGAUUAUCCCAGUAGCUUUUAGUGAGGCCAGGAGAAAGGAGAUGGGGCAGUGGUUCAUAGCUAUUUACUAGUCUUAAAACUAUAUAAAGGUUUUAUGGAUAAAAAAAGGUUUUUUAACGGUCAAAAUAAAUAAAAUUUUAGUGGCAACAGCUUUGUUCUAGAGAGGUAGAUACACUAAAACAACAUAGAACCGCAACUUCUAAAUAAUACAGUUGCCACCAGGAGGUACUAGAGAGAUAGGAUGUAUAUGUAUAUUUAAAUUUUCAGUAACAUGAACAUGUACUUUCAGGAGCAAAAUCUGGUUGAAGAAUUGUGGCUGAAAGAAGAGUCUUAAAUGUUUGUUCAAGUUGUCUAUAGUUUCUUUUAUAAGUUCUAACAACACUUCUAGACCCAUUUUGAUUGAGGGCCGUGAGGUGGGAUCUCCCUCGUGGGGCAGCUGGGGCUGGGCCGGAGGGAGGGAGACUGUGUGGGUAACGCCUGUUGUUUCUGGGGGACCUUCACCAGGUGAAUGAAUUGGUCCUGGGGUGGGAGCAGGGCCGUGCUCCAUGGGGGAAGCAGCGCAUGUAUCCCGUAUGUAGAGGUCAGGUGGGCUUCGGCUCAGGGCCGUGCUUCCAGGGAGUCCCGUGGUCAGUGUGUGGUUUCUCUCUGAGGAACUCUGUCGACGCGGCCUGAGUUUUACUAGGUCAACAUAGACACGUUCAACAUGAGAAUUCAGUCAAUUGAAGGAAACUCUGAUUCCAGAUCAGACUUAGUGACUAAGUGUCACCCUGAUCCAGAGGUCCCUGGUGGGUGGGUGAGAAGGGAGCCUCUUGGUGUUUACUGUGCCCUUCCGUAGCCCUGUGAUGCCCAUUCGGGGGGAUGCGUGGCUCUCUACCUUUUUACCUCAAGCUCUGUCUCUGCAGCAAACCUCUAGACUCAGAGUCUGAUGUAUGUGUCUGUCUCGCCAAUGUCUCCAUUCCCGUCUCCCCCAUCAGCUUUCAGAACAGGUGUUGCUGUACCCUGGGCCUCGGACAGUUGUUCUGAGGUGGUUUAAUGGCACUUUCUGUGAGCUGUGUUUCCCUGACUCGAAAGCAAUUGCGUUUGUCCUCUGACAUGGUUGAAUUGAAGGUCUAGAUGGCACAUUUAGACCCCAGGGGAUCUUCUCUCACGUUGGGGUACGCGACGUGGAGCUGUUGCAUACUGGCUACCGUGUGUGUCCGGCGUGGGCCUCAGGCUGUGCGCCGCAGGCUGCCCCGGGCAAGGAGCUGGGCUGGUGGCCUGGCCUGUCCCCAGUGAAUUCCUUGGAAGCGCCUCUGGCUCAUGAUCUUUUCUUCUGAGGAGUUACUUGCUAGUUCUCUGUCCAGCCUAGUUUAGCAGCCUUGCAAAGCGAGAGGGGGCUAGCGCAGGAAUGGACAGGCUUCCGUGCAGGCGUGGAUGUCCACGUGCCGACUUUGAGCGGGGUGUACCUGUGGCACCGGGCUUCUCCGCGCACUGUGCUGGCGGCGUGGCAGUGAUCUCUGGACUGUCUGGUCCGCCUCUAGCCCUUUGCGCGUCCCUGUCCGGCAGGUCUCUGCUGCCGCCGUCGUGACAAUCAUUGGAGACCCGCCUCAGACCCCAACCCAAACUUGAGGGAUGCCGGGUGGGGCGCCUCACAUCUUCCUGCUCCCAUUGUGCAUGUUCCAUGGUGGGGAGGGCCUGGCUCCCUGCGACCCUUGACCCUUCGCCAGCGCUGAGCUCCGAUGCAGGAGGGAGCCAGGAGGGAGCCAGGAACGGGCUUCAGCCCCGGGCUCCUGCCCGGUGCCAGUGCAGGCAUGGCGUUCGCAGGCUCAGGGUCCUGCUCUCCCUCCUGGUGCUGUGCUUGUUCUGGCUUCGGUCUGGAGGGAGGCGAGGCCUCCCCGGGCCGUGCUGCACAGACUCAGCGCGUCUUCCUUAGCUGUGGCGCCCGACGGAGGACUGCGACCAUGUCUCGCGUCCACAGCUCAUCUCCCCUGCGUUCUUUCCUCAUCGUGUUCAUGUGAACCAUUUUAGUUUUUAUUUACCAAAGUACUGUACUUGGCUACUUGCAGUGUUUUCAAAACUAAAUGUUUCUUUUUCUGUGUUUUUUAUCUUCAAUACUUGGUGCAAUAGAAGCUGCAAAGAUGUGCCACUUUAUCUAUGAAAUGGAGUUUUGUACACCAAUAAAUUCUAGUUUAAAGACUAGGUUUCGCGUGGUUUUUGUCAAUGACCCUCUUUUGAGUCCACGAGACCGAGAGCAUGCUGGGAAAUGUCCUCUAGGAGGCCUUUCCCGGCAGAUGUGCGGGGGUGCUUCAGGGUGAAGAUGUGGGAAUCUCAUGGUCUCGCAGGGCCGCCUCAGCUGACUGUAGCCUUAGUGCUCUGGCAGGGCCUCCAGGGGACUGGACACUUAAGAUUCUGCUUGAUGGCGAGCUCAUCUCGUGACCCGGAGCCCCUACCUCUGGCG